UAUAGUUCAAUAUUCCAUUCUGGGGCACAUAUCCUGUCUCAAAUUCCGACUCUGGGCUCCUCGACGCCAAGGCACUCCAACUGUUGCAAGCCCCGACUCUGGAGUGCACACCAGGACUUGGUUUGGAUCCAGGUCCCUCUGCUCAGCCUGGGUCCAUACGGUGAACAGAGAGUCAGAAAGAGUGAGAGGUAACACCAGGGUACUACGAUUGGAGGGAUAGCCAGGCCGACCAAUGGGAUCAGGGAAGUUGGCCCAGGUGCUGCUGGGAUGGGUGGCGAUGUGUGUUGCGAUGGUCCAUGUGGCUUUUGGUGAAACAGGGAAUGGACCAUUCCAAGCCAGCCGCUUCACCGGCACUGUGGACCAGAGAGAGGUGCAGCGGGUUCGACGCCGUGGCCAGGAGACACUGAGAGGGCCCAAUGUGUGUGGCUCUCGCUUCCAUUCAUACUGCUGUCCGGGCUGGAAGACUCUGCCGGGAGGGAACCAGUGUAUUGUUCCAAUUUGCAGGAAUUCAUGUGGCGAUGGCUUCUGCUCCAGACCCAACAUGUGUACCUGUUCAAACGGCCAGCUCUCUCCCAGCUGCGGAGCAGGAGGAGGAGUUCAUUCCUGUAAUGUCAGGUGUAUGAAUGGAGGCAGCUGUGCAGAGGAUUCGUGCUCCUGCACCAAGGGCUACACGGGGAGCCACUGUGGACAACCUGUGUGUGAGAAUGGCUGCCAGAACGGUGGGCGCUGCAUUGGGCCCAACAGAUGUGCCUGCGUCUACGGUUUCACUGGCCCGCAGUGCGAGAGAGACUACAGGACUGGGCCGUGUUUCACCCAGGUGAACAACCAGAUGUGCCAAGGCCAGCUCAGUGGAAUCGUCUGCACCAAAACCCUCUGCUGCGCCACCAUUGGUCGAGCGUGGGGCCACCCCUGUGAGCAGUGCCCCGCCCAGCCACACCCCUGCAGGCGAGGCUUCAUCCCCAACAUCCGAACCGGAGCCUGCCAAGAUGUGGACGAGUGCCAGGCAGUGCCAGGCCUUUGCUCCGGAGGUAACUGCAUCAACACUGUGGGAUCCUAUGAGUGUAAAUGUCCCGCUGGCCACCGUCAGAGUGAAACCACCCACAAAUGUGAAGACAUCGAUGAAUGCAGCACCAUCCCCGGUGUGUGUGACGGAGGAGAAUGCACAAACACUGCUGGUAGCUACGUCUGCACCUGUCCACGAGGCUACGUCUCCAGCACAGAUGGCUCCAGAUGUGUGGAUCAGCGUGUGGGCACCUGUUUCUCCGCCCUGGCAAACGGCCGCUGUGCUGCGGAGCAGAGCGGUCAGUACACCAAGAUGCAGUGUUGCUGUGACUCAGGACGCUGCUGGGCUUUGGGACAGAUCCCUGAGAUGUGCCCUGUCAGGGGGUCUGACGAGUUCAGGCGUCUGUGUAUCGUGGGUGUCCCGCAAGGACUCCCUCAUGUCUACCCCAACGGACACUUCCCUGGCAGCAACGGCAACGGGUUCCACUAUGGGUUCAAGUUUCCCAGCGUACCUAACGGUAAUGGUAACGGAGGCAUUGGUGGAAAUGGUGGCGCAGGAGGCUUUGGAGGGAAUGGCGGGAGCUUUGGAGGUAAUGGAGGAAGCUUUGGGGGCAAUGGAGGAGGACUUCCGAACCACCAACAAAUAGGCACAGUUUCUGUCAACGACACCAUCGACGUGUGCAAACAUUUCACCAACCUCUGUCUGAAUGGACGCUGCAUUCCCACACCGACGAGCUACCGCUGCGAGUGCAACAUGGGCUACAGACAGGAUGUUCGUGGGGAGUGUAUCGAUGUGGAUGAGUGUGUGAGUAAUCCGUGUAUCAAUGGAGACUGUGUCAACAUACCUGGUGGGUACCACUGCAAGUGCCAUGAGGGCUACCAGGGAACCCCGACCAAACAGGCCUGCAAUGAUAUUGAUGAAUGUAUUGUGAAUGGAGUGAUGUGUCGCAACGGACGCUGUGUCAACACAGAGGGAAGCUUCCAGUGUAUCUGCAACGCUGGCUUCGAGCUCACUCCUGAUGGAAAGAACUGCAUCGAUCACGACGAGUGCGCCACCACCAACAUGUGUCUCAACGGCAUGUGUAUCAACGAGGACGGCAGCUUCAAGUGUAUCUGCAAGCCUGGCUUUGCUUUAGCACCUAACGGACGCUACUGCACUGACAUCGAUGAGUGUCAGACUCCUGGCAUUUGUAUGAACGGCCGCUGCAUCAACUCUGAGGGCUCCUUCCGCUGUGAGUGCCCUCCAGGCCUGGCUAUUGAUGUAGAUGGGAGAGUGUGUGUGGACACUCACAUGAGGACCACCUGCUACGGCGCCAUAAAGAUGGGCACAUGCUCACGACCGUUCCCUGGUGCAGUGACCAAGUCUGAGUGUUGCUGUGCCAAUCCUGAACAUGGCUUUGGAGAGCCUUGUCACCCCUGCCCCUCCAGGAACUCAGCUGAGUUCCAGGCUGUGUGCAGCAGUGGGAUUGGCAUCACAGCUGAUGGCAGAGACAUCAAUGAGUGUGCCCUGGACCCAGACAUCUGUCACAACGGCAUCUGUGAGAACUUGAGAGGAAGUUACCGCUGCAUCUGUAACAUCGGUUACGAGUCUGACACCAGUGGCAAAAACUGUGUUGACAUCAAUGAGUGUCUGGUGAACCGUCUGCUCUGUGACAACGGCCUGUGCAGAAACACUCCCGGCUCUUACACCUGCUCCUGUCCUAAAGGAUAUGUCUUCAGACCUGACUCAGAGACCUGCGAAGAUAUCGAUGAAUGUGAGUCCAGCCCGUGCAUCAAUGGAGUGUGUCGCAACGUGGCCGGGUCCUUCAACUGCGAGUGCACCCACGGCAGCAAGCUGGACUCCACCAACACCAUCUGCGUGGACAGUAUGAAGAGUACGUGCUGGCUGACAAUACAAGAAAACCGCUGCGAGGUCAACAUCAACGGAGCCACACUGAAGUCUGAGUGCUGCUCCACACUGGGAGCCGCCUGGGGCAGCCCCUGUGAACCCUGCGAGAUCGACACCGCCUGCUCUCGAGGGUUUGCUCGCAUGAAGGGCGUCAUCUGUGAAGACAUUAAUGAGUGCGAGGUGUUCCCGGGAGUGUGCACAAAUGGCCGCUGUGUGAACACCCAGGGCUCGUUCCGGUGCGAGUGUGCCGAGGGUCUCACCUUGGACAGCACUGGACGCACGUGUGUGGAUACACGUAGUGAGCAGUGCUACAUGAAGUGGCACGAGGAUGAGUGUGGCGAGCCGCUGCCAGGGAGAUACCGUGUGGACAUGUGCUGUUGUUCAGUGGGUGCUGCCUGGGGUGUUGACUGUGAGGAGUGUCCCAAACCAACCUCACCUGAGUAUAGAGCCAUCUGUCCCAGAGGGCCCGGCUUUGCCAACAGGGGAGAAAUUCUGACCGGCAGGCCGUUCUACAAAGAUGUAAACGAGUGUAAGGUGUUCCAGGGCCUGUGCACUCAUGGAACAUGCCGGAACACCAUCGGCAGUUUCAAGUGUCGCUGCAACAGCGGCUUUGCUCUGAACGCAGAGGAGAGGAACUGCACAGACAUUGACGAGUGCCGCAUCUCCCCUGACCUGUGUGGUCAUGGUGCAUGUGUCAACACACCUGGCAGUUUCGAGUGUGAAUGUUUCGAGGGCUACGAGAGCGGCUUCAUGAUGAUGAAGAACUGCAUGGACAUCGAUGAGUGUGAGAGAAACCCCCUUUUGUGUCGCGGAGGAACCUGCCUGAACACAGAAGGGAGUUAUGAGUGUGAAUGUCCCACUGGACACUCGCUCAGCAACGAUGGAUCUGCCUGUGAAGAUGUGAAUGAGUGCCAGCUGAGUGACAACUUGUGCAAGAAUGGCCAGUGUGUCAACAUGCCGGGAACCUACCAGUGCUCCUGUGACACCGGUUACCAGGCCACACCAGACCGACAGGGCUGCGUUGAUAUCGAUGAAUGCACCAUUAUGAACGGAGGCUGUGAAACACACUGCACCAACUCAGAGGGAAGCUAUGAGUGUAGCUGUAGUGAGGGCUACGCUCUGAUGCCUGACCUCAGGACCUGCGCAGAUAUCGAUGAGUGUGAGGAGACUCCAGACAUCUGUGACGGAGGCCAGUGCACCAACAUUCCCGGGGAAUACCGCUGUCUGUGUUACGACGGCUUCAUGGCCUCUAUGGACAUGAGGACGUGUAUCGAUGUGAACGAGUGUGACUUAAACCCAAACAUCUGUCUCCACGGCGACUGUGAGAACACCAAAGGCUCCUUCAUCUGCCACUGUCAGCUGGGAUACUUUGUCAAGAAGGGAUCCACGGGCUGCACAGAUGUUGAUGAGUGUGAGAUCGGGGCUCAUAACUGCGACAUGCACGCUGCCUGCAUCAACGUGCCUGGAAGCUUUAAAUGUCGCUGUCGUGAUGGCUGGGUGGGAGACGGUAUCAAGUGUGUGGAUCAGGACGAGUGCUCUGCAGAAGACCACAACUGCAACCCCAAUGCAGACUGUGUCAACACACCGGGAUCUUACAGGUGCACAUGCAAGGAGGGCUUCAAUGGAGACGGAUUCUCCUGCUCCGACAUGGAUGAGUGUGCAGACAACGUGAACCUGUGCGAGAACGGCCAGUGUCUGAAUGCUCCAGGUGGCUACCGCUGCGAGUGCGAGAUGGGCUUCACUCCUACGGAAGACAGCAAGGCCUGUCAAGACAUUGAUGAAUGUAAUUUCCAGAACAUCUGCGUGUUUGGAACGUGCCAGAACCUUCCAGGGAUGUUCCGCUGCGUGUGUGAUGAUGGUUACGAACUGGACCGCAGCGGCGGAAACUGCACCGACAUCAACGAGUGUGCGGACCCUGUGAACUGCAUCAACGGGCUGUGUGUGAACACUCCAGGGAGCUACCUGUGUAACUGCCCAGCUGACUUUGAGCUCAACCCCACCGGAGUGGGCUGCGUGGAUACCCGUGUUGGCAACUGCUUCCUGGAAAUCCUCGCACGUGGUGAUGGAGGAAUCUCCUGCAGCGCGGAGAUCGGCGUGGGCGUGACCCGAGCUUCCUGUUGCUGCUCCCUGGGAGGAGCCUGGGGAAACCCCUGUGAACUGUGCCCCGCCGCCAACUCUACGGAGUAUAAGACUCUUUGUCCCGGAGGAGAGGGAUUCAGACCCAACCCCAUCACUGUUAUCCUGGAAGAUAUUGACGAGUGCCAGGAGCUGCCAGGUCUCUGCCAGGGAGGAAACUGUGUUAACACCUUUGGUAGUUUCCAGUGUGAGUGUCCAGCAGGCUACUAUCUCAAUGAGGAGACUCGCAUCUGUGAAGAUAUUGACGAGUGCACAACCCACAUUGGCAUCUGUGGACCUGGUACCUGCUACAACACUCUGGGAAACUACACCUGUGUGUGUCCUCCUGAGUACAUGCAAGUCAACGGAGGAAACAACUGCAUGGACAUGAGGAAGAGCGUGUGUUACCGUAACUUCAACGACACAUGUGAGAACGAGCUGUCCUUCAACAUGACUAAGAAGAUGUGCUGCUGUGCCUACAACGUGGGAAAAGCCUGGAACAAGCCGUGUGAAGCCUGUCCAACUCCUGCAACCACUGAGUACCAGAUACUGUGUGGUAACCAGGCUCCUGGCUUCAUCAUUGACAUCCACACCGGCAAGCCAAUCGAUAUUGAUGAGUGCAGGGAGAUCCCUGGUAUCUGUGCCAACGGAGUGUGUAUCAACCAGAUCGGGAGCUUCCGCUGUGAAUGUCCGAUGGGCUUCAGCUACAACAACAUACUGCUCAUUUGUGAAGAUAUUGAUGAGUGUAACAGCGGGGACAACCUGUGCCAACGCAAUGCCAACUGUAUCAACAUUCCAGGCAGCUACCGCUGCGAGUGCUCACCAGGCUUCAAACUGUCCCCCAGCGGGGCCUGUGUGGACCGUAAUGAGUGCCAGGAGAUCCCUAAUGUCUGCAGCCAUGGAGAGUGCAUCGACACGCAGGGAAGCUAUCGCUGUCUCUGCCACAACGGCUUCAAGGCCACUGCUGACCAGACCAUGUGCAUGGACAUCGACGAGUGUGACAGACAGCCGUGUGGUAACGGGACCUGUAAAAACACGGUGGGAUCCUACAACUGCCUCUGCUUCCCCGGCUUCGAGCUCACACACAACAACGACUGCAUGGACAUAGACGAGUGCAGCGCCCUCCAAGGCCAGGUGUGCAGGAACGGACAGUGUAUCAAUGGACUCGGUUCCUUCCAGUGUCUCUGCCAUGAGGGUUAUGAGAAUACCCAAGAUGGGAAAAACUGUGUCGAUAUCAAUGAGUGUGUGAGUCUGCCCGGCACGUGCUCUCCAGGAACUUGUCAGAAUCUGGAUGGAUCUUUCAGAUGUAUCUGCCCUCCUGGCUAUGAGGUGCAGAAUGAUCAGUGUAUAGAUAUCAACGAGUGUGAGGUGGAGCCCAACAUCUGUCAGUUUGGCACCUGCACCAACACCCCUGGCAGCUUCCAGUGCACCUGCCAGUCAGGCUUCGUACUCUCUGACAACAAACGCCGCUGCUACGACACCAGAGAAAGCUUCUGUUUCACCAAAUUCGAAGCAGGAAAAUGUUCCGUCCCCAAGGCUUUAAACACCACCAAGGCCAAGUGCUGCUGCAGCAAGAUGCCAGGAGAGGGCUGGGGACUUCCCUGUGAGCUGUGCCCACGAGAGAGCGAGGCUGCUUUUGACACUCUGUGUCCCUUCGGUCAUGGAGCCCUGCCUGGAAAGGGUGAUGCUCGUGAAGAUAUGAAUGAGUGUCUGGAUAACCCAGGAAUCUGCCAGAACGGUAUCUGCAUUAACACAGAUGGUUCGUUCCGUUGUGAAUGUCCUUUCGGAUACAAUCUGGAUUACACCGGAGUCAAAUGCAUUGACGCUGAUGAGUGCUCUAUAGGAAACCCAUGUGGAAAUGGAACCUGCACCAAUGUGGUGGGAGGUUUCGAGUGUUCGUGCCAAGAGGGCUUUGAACCCGGACCCAUGAUGACCUGCGAAGACAUCAACGAGUGCUCCCAGAAUCCUCUGCUGUGUGCCUUCCGCUGUGUGAACACCUUUGGCUCGUAUGAGUGUAUGUGUCCUGCUGGCUACGUGCUGCGAGAUGACCAGCGCAUGUGCAGAGACCAAGACGAGUGCUCCGAGGGUCUUGAUGACUGUGACUCCAAGGGUAUGACCUGUAAGAAUCUGAUCGGUACCUUCAUGUGUAUCUGCCCACCUGGCAUGCAGCGCAGACCCGAUGGAGAGGGAUGCAUGGACCUGAACGAGUGUCGCGCCAAGCCUGGCAUCUGUAAGAACGGACGCUGCGUAAACACAGUGGGAAGCUAUCGCUGCGAGUGCAACGACGGCUUUGAGCCCAGCUCCACGGGAACUGAAUGUAUUGACAACCGAAAGGGCUACUGUUACACAGAGGUUCUGCAGACAAUGUGCCAGCAGACAUCCACCAACAGGAAUAGUGUGACUAAGUCUGAGUGCUGCUGCAACACAGGCCGAGGCUGGGGGUCACAGUGUGAGCUCUGCCCACUGCCUGGCACUGUACAAUACAAGAAGAUGUGCCCACUUGGACCUGGCUACACCACAGACGGUAGAGACAUCAACGAGUGCCAGGUGAUGCCAGAUUUGUGCCGGAAUGGUCAGUGCAUCAACACCAUCGGAUCCUUCCGCUGUCACUGUAAUGUGGGCUACAAAACCGACUACACUGCAACCUCCUGCAUCGAUAUGGAUGAGUGCGCUCUGUCUCCAAAGCCCUGCAACUUCCUGUGCAAGAACACAGAGGGCAGCUACCUCUGUUCCUGCCCCAGAGGAUACAGCCUACAGCCAGAUGGAAAGACUUGCAAAGAUCUGGAUGAAUGUUCAACCAAGCAGCAUAACUGCCAGUUCCUCUGCGUCAACACCAUCGGAGGUUUCACCUGCAAGUGUCCUCCGGGCUUCACACAGCACCAGACUGCAUGCAUCGACAACAACGAGUGCUCCGCUCAGAGCAGUGCGUGUGGUUCCCGGGCCUCUUGUGUUAACACGCCUGGUAGCUUCAACUGUGAAUGCUCUAAAGGUUUCUCUUUGGACAGCACGGGCAUUGAGUGUGAAGAUGUGGAUGAGUGUAGCAGUAACCACCGCUGUCAACACGGCUGUCAGAACAUGUUGGGAGGUUUCCGCUGUGGCUGUCCUCAGGGCUAUGUGCAGCACUACCAGUGGAACCAGUGUGUGGAUGAAAACGAAUGUCAGGCAGGAUCAGUGUGUGGCUCUGCCUCCUGCUAUAACACCCUGGGCAGCUUCAAGUGUGUGUGUCCCUCCGGCUUUGACUUUGAGCAGGGCGCCGGUGGCUGCCAAGAUGUGAAUGAAUGUAGCACGGGCAGCAACCCCUGCAUCUACGGCUGCUCCAACACCGAUGGAGGCUACCUGUGUGGCUGUCCGGGAGGUUUCUACAGAGCUGGACAGGGUCAUUGUAUGACAGGCUCGGGUUUCCCAGGCCAGUUUUUGGAGGGUGAUGACGAAGACAGUCUGUCUCCUGAGGCCUGCUAAGAGUGUAAGAUCAACGGAGGAGGAAAGAAGGCGCGACACAAACGCAAUGCUGAUGAAAAUGACAUCCACCAGGAGCCAGCAGUGAGUAUGGCCAGCAUAGACACCCAGAGCUCCAUCCCCAUGAACAUUUCUCGGUCCUCGCUGCUCAACAAGGAGCCUCUGCUGGAACUUCUGCCCGCCCUGCAGCCGCUAGAGCAUCACGUGCG
Molecule: messenger RNA, 8670 nt
Organism: Epinephelus lanceolatus (giant grouper)
Lineage: Eukaryota; Metazoa; Chordata; Actinopteri; Perciformes; Serranidae
Gene: fbn3
Product: fibrillin 3
Molecular function (GO): calcium ion binding
Source: RefSeq, a predicted model, not a curated record